Molecule: messenger RNA, 1234 nt
Organism: Toxorhynchites rutilus septentrionalis
Lineage: Eukaryota; Metazoa; Arthropoda; Insecta; Diptera; Culicidae
Gene: Wdr82
Product: WD repeat-containing protein 82
Exons: 2
Coding region: 166-1110 (314 amino acids)
Cellular component (GO): Set1C/COMPASS complex
Molecular function (GO): protein binding; chromatin binding
Source: RefSeq, a predicted model, not a curated record
ACGCGUAUACGAACACCAAACGCCGCUUUGCGAAACAAACUCAGCGGAAGCUAGCCACAAAAAUAGCCUCGAAUCAAGCGAAAAUCCUUCCUAUACGACUCGGGUGUGUCCUUCGCUGUGUAAGGGCCUGCAUAGAACGUAGCCAAGCUGACGGCCGUCGUAAAAAUGAAGCUGAUCGACUCGGUCGUUCGAAGCUUCAAGGUGGCGAAAGUGUUCCGCGAGAACACGGACAAAAUCAACGCCAUCGAUUAUUCGUCCAAUGGGGAAAUGUUGAUCAGUUGUAGCGAGGAUGAUCAGAUAGUGUUGUACGAUUGCGAGAAGGGGACCCAGAUUCGGACGGUGAACUCGAAGAAAUACGGUGUGGAUUUGAUACACUUUACCCACGCGAAUAACACCGCAAUCCACAGCUCCACCAAGGUGGACGACACAAUCCGAUACCUGAGUUUACACGAUAACAAGUAUUUGAGGUACUUUCCUGGCCACACGAAGAAAGUUAUAUCCCUGAACAUUUCCCCUGUUGAGGAUACUUUCUUGUCCGGUUCGCUGGAUAAAACUCUGCGUCUAUGGGAUCUCCGAUCCCCAAAUUGUCAGGGAGUAAUGCACCUCAACGGUCGACCGGUGGCGGCUUACGAUCCGGAAGGUCUGAUCUUUGCCGCCGGAGUGAAUUCCGAGAGUAUUAAACUGUACGAUCUGCGGUCGUUCGACAAGGGUCCAUUUGUAACGUUUAAAUUAAAUCAAGAAAAGGAGUGCGACUGGACGGGGCUUAAAUUCUCACGAGAUGGAAAGACGAUAUUGAUUAGCACUAAUGGUUCCAUCAUCAGGUUGAUCGAUGCGUUUCAUGGCACGCCUUUACAAACAUUCACGGGUCACCUAAACAACAAAGGUAUACCAAUAGAGGCUUCCUUCAGUCCCGACUCGCAGUUUAUUUUCUCCGGUAGCACCGAUGGACGAGUUCAUGUGUGGAACGCCGAUACCGGAUACAAAAUUUGCGUCCUGAAUGGAGAUCACCCUGGUCCGAUCCAAUGUGUUCAGUUCAAUCCCAAGUUCAUGAUGCUUGCGUCGGCUUGUACCAACAUGGCAUUCUGGCUUCCGACGGCGGAAGACGCAUAACGCGCGUAAGGCAAUCGGUUUUGGGAUUGCCAAAUCAUAAAUCAGAGUUUGGAACAAUUCAGUUAAACGGUUACACACGAAUGAAGCAAACGCGGAUAGGACAAAAUAAAUAUUUUUUUGAUAA